GUGGUGGGCACCAUGUCGGAGGGGCGGCCGCUGCGGCUGCUGGCGCUGCACGGCUACCGGCAGAGCGAGCGUCGCUUCCGACAGCGCACCGGCGCGCUGCGCAAGGCUCUGCGAGGCCGUGCUGAGCUCGUAGCCGUCGAUGCUCCGCACCUCGUGCCCGGCGGUGAGGAUGAAACAAGCGACGACCCCCCACGUGGGUGGUGGUUCUCCAGGCCCGGUGCUUUUGAGGCCUCGGAGGCAGCGGAUCAGCCGGCAGGGCUGGAGGAAUCGCUGGAGGUCGUGGCGAGAGCGCUGGAGGAGCGCGGGCCUUUCGACGGGCUGCUGGGCUUCAGCCAGGGUGCGGCGCUGGCCGCGAUGGUGUGCGCCCUGCGGGCCCGCGGGGAUCCGCGCUUCCCCGUCACGUUCGCCAUCCUGGUGGCCGCCUUCGCCAGCCGCGCCCCGGCCCACGAGCACUUCUACCGGGAGCCCAUCGCCCUGCCCUCGCUGCACGUCGUGGGCGAUGCCGAUGCUGUCAUCGCCGCGCACCUCAGCGCUGAGCUGGCGCGGUGCUUCGUGGAGCCUGUCGUCAUCACACACCCCGGCGGGCACUUCGUCCCCGUGGCUGCGGCACAAAAGGAGGCCUACCUGCACUUCUUGGGACGUUUCUGCCCUGGGCAGGGCCGGGCUGAGCAGCCAGGGGCUGGAGCGGUGUGAUACCGUUGUCUGUAAUUUGUGGUGGGCUGUUUGGAGGAUGCAGAGCUUGCUGUUUCUGCGCUCUUUGGAGAGGUUGUCACGAUCUCUCUGUGCUCCUUUGCUGUAUUAACCCAGCAAACUUCUGUAUCUCGUCUUUGCAACUUUAUUAUGUAUGUGACAUUGGGUUGCAGACAGGAGAAUGAUGCAGCUGUGCCUGAUGGACUUUCAGAAUCCCUUCAGAAGUAUGAUCUCAGAGGAAGCAGCUCCAGAGCACACAGUGCUUGCAGUUCUUAUAUCCAAAAAGGUUUGUGUGUUUAAUAUCCCCUACCAAAUAAAUGAAGCCAACCUUUCAGCAGACCUGGGCCUAGAGAAGACAUUUCCUGGCAGUGCCAGGGUUGGUGUUUGCCUCGUGCAUUAAAUUUCUUUGCUGGCUCAGCUUGUGUGAAUUGAGAGAUCUGUUGUAUCUUCUGCUGUGCAAAGAGCCUUCACAAACGAGAAAAACUCAAGCGUUGCUAGGCUUUUGUCUGAUACUUUCCAGAAGCACACAGAAAUCUGUGAUGCUGGCGUUGUUGCUCUGAUGGUAGGCAUCCUGCUUGGCUGCCAUGUGGCUUCAGUGCUGGGGUACACCGGCCUCUGGUCUGUACCCAGAGGGACUUCAGCUCACAGCACGGUCUGUGAUCCCCUUUUUCUUCAGUGAUGAAGUGCAGUGUAGAUUCUAAACGUGGUGGUUUGUUCUUGUCAGACAGGGCUGUUCUCCUGUAUUGCUGCACUGAGGUCUCACAGGUGGGACUGAGCAGAGGAUGGUGCUGGGCAAUCCUGUCACGAGCACCAGGAGGAGAGAGCACUGCUGUGAUACGGGAUGGGAUAGGAAGGUCCUACCCGAGUCUGUGGGCUCCUCAUGCUUCCCCAGGCUGGAUCUGAGCCCCAGGCAACCACGGGGAGUGGAUCAGUAGAUGGAAGCACUCUCAGCAUUCACUGAGCCGUGAACACGCCUGGGAACCGCCGCAGGUCAAAACUAACCGAGCAGCUUUAAUUCGUGUGAGUUUUGCUCUCUGGUUUGUUGCUGGUUAUGUGGCAGCAGCAUGAUGGAGGCAGCAAUGAGAGCAUGAGGCUGCUUUCCCCUGCGGGGCAGAUUUGCAUUGAUGUUGCCCUUGGGUAACUGAAGGGUGUGGGGGAUCUGGGGGCUCCAGCAUCACAGUGCUGCUUGGCUGCCUGCUGGGCUGAUGCAGAGCUGUGGGGUGUCUGUCACCCCUUGGUCUCUGCAUUGACGAUGCCAGGCCUUGGUCUGGGGAACAAAGACGCAGCUUUUGGCCUGCAGGGAGGUGGGAAAGGAGCACACGGGGAGACGCAGAGAUGCUGCUGUGCAUCUACACACCUGUUGCCCUGCCAAGCAGCAGGAGGUGGGUGGAUGCAGCCAAAACAGCGAGGCUGAACCUCGCUGAUGACAAAGCAGCAGGGCCUUUGUCUCGCUGCUUUCCCACCUGAGCCUCCAGGCGCUGUGAAAAGACAGCAGGCAGCUCGGCCGGCCCGCCGUUAGCUGUUUAAUUAUUGCCGAGCUUGCAGCUCGCCGUGGCGGUUCGCCGGCGCAGCCCAUCACCGCGGGACGGCGCGGAUGAGGCACUGCAGUGAUGUCUGCUCGCCGCGGUCCAGCCUGCACUGCGGUCCCGCAGCCGCUUCCCCCGCCCCCGUGUCCCGCAGCAGCACCGGCCGGAGGCACCGCAGCGGCUCGCUGGCGUUGGAAACAGGGAUGGACCUGUGUGUGCGUGGUGAGUGAGCGGAAUGGGACCCUGCUGCUUCCCAUACAGCUCCUUUGGGGAGAAUGGAGGGGAGGGAGGGGGGUUGAUGGGUGGAUGGGCUUGAAUUCUGGGGGCUUUUUGAUACUCCAGCACCUGCAUCUCGUUCCCAGGGAGUUCAAUAAAAAAAAAAAAAAA
Messenger RNA from Phasianus colchicus (ring-necked pheasant), 2603 nucleotides. Lineage: Eukaryota; Metazoa; Chordata; Aves; Galliformes; Phasianidae. The record is from RefSeq and is a predicted model, not a curated record.